AUGGAAACCCCUGUGGCGGAGGAGGUCACAGUGCCGACCACCAUCCCCGAGGCAUUUCUUGCUCUUGCCAAAGAGGCGCGCGAGUUGUACGUGCCCCAAGAGGUCCGGCGGAUACAGCAUGCGCCCUCUCCGCUCGAGUUCUACCGGGAGCACGUGGCGUCCAACCUGCCCCUCAUCAUAGAAGAGGGUGCCACACACUGGCCAGCACUGACCAAGUGGACCAAUGCCUAUCUCACCGACAAACUCAAGGACGUCGGUCACGGUUGA
Molecule: messenger RNA, 267 nt
Organism: Acanthamoeba castellanii str. Neff
Lineage: Eukaryota; Discosea; Longamoebia; Acanthamoebidae
Exons: 4
Coding region: 1-267 (88 amino acids)
Source: RefSeq, a predicted model, not a curated record